Molecule: messenger RNA, 2065 nt
Organism: Seriola dumerili (greater amberjack)
Lineage: Eukaryota; Metazoa; Chordata; Actinopteri; Carangiformes; Carangidae
Gene: rabif
Product: RAB interacting factor
Exons: 3
Coding region: 109-501 (130 amino acids)
Biological process (GO): small GTPase-mediated signal transduction; post-Golgi vesicle-mediated transport
Cellular component (GO): membrane; cytosol
Molecular function (GO): guanyl-nucleotide exchange factor activity; zinc ion binding
Source: RefSeq, a predicted model, not a curated record
CACUUCAAGACCAACCAGUAUGCUAGCUUAGCCUUUGCCAACCUGUCUGUCUUACCAUUUUAUUGUCGUAUUCAGCGCUUGUUUUUCCUUCAACCAUUAGGGCUCGUGAUGGACAACAGUCAGCAGCCCAAAGAAAGCACGGAGCGGUCCGACCUGGUUUCUGAGGACGGCAAGAACAGCAAGUCUGUUCUGUGUCAGCGCUGCGGAUCCAAGGUGCUGUGUCCGGGGAUGGCUGUGUUUGCAGAGAAAGAGCUGUUCCUACCCGCCAUGCGGAAAAAGAGCGGCGUCAGCAGCACAGAGGGCUCAGUGGAUGGGGACACUCUGACUGCCCACUGGUUAGUGGACGACAUGUACACUUUUGAGAAUGUGGGCUUCACUAACGACGUGGGGAGAAUCAAGUAUCUUAUCUGUGCGGAUUGCGAGAUUGGACCAAUCGGCUGGCACUGUUUGGAUGACAAGAAAAGUUUCUACGUCGCUGUGGAGAGGGUGAAUCAUGCAUAGUGUAACUUCAUAUGAGGGCCCACAAGAACUUUAAAAAAUGCGUUGGCAGGCUAUGCAUCUUUUCAUGGAUUUACUCCAGAGUUGACCCCCAGCCUACCUAAUAUAUCACACAUACACACACACACACACACAUCACACACACACACACACACACAGUACAUACAGAUCAGGUUGUUGAUGUGUACAGACUUAUUCAUGAUAACAGUGCUAUGUCUCUAUCAAUCACCUGGAUCACACUGACCAUUUUGUUCUAAUAAAAUUGUUUUUUGGGACGUAGUCAGAUGCCAUCCUGCAGCUGUUUCUUGAGUAAUGUGAUGCUAGUUCUCUUCAUCUCAAUGUCUUUUAACCCACAAAAAAAUCACUCCCAUUCAGACUUUUAUGAUGGACCUGUAUAUAUUAUGUGUACAAUUUCUCUACAAGAGUUAGAGCUCCAUAGUGUACGAUGAUGUAUGUUGAGUGCUGAAACAUUUAGUCAAUACGCAGUAAAUUAGUCAAACUUUUGAUAACUGAUUCAUCCUUUAAGUUGAUUAUAAAGCAAACACUUUUAUUAGUUCCAGCCUCUCAAAUAAUGAUGGUUUGUUGCUUUUUCGUUAUUUCAUAUCAUUGUAAAUUGUUGUCUAACACAACAAAUAAUUUGAAGAUGGCUCAUGCAUGACAAUGAUUUCACUUUUUCUUUUACAUUUUAUAAGUUAAUUGAUUACUUAAAUUAUUUUAUAGAUUAUUCAAGUCUGGAAAUAAUCAUUUGUCACUCAUUGUCACAAAAGUAUCAAGUCCUUGUUUGUGUGUGUUUGACCCAAAAAUACAGGGACCGGAUCCCAUGUUGUAAUUUACAAUGAGUGUCAUUGCCUGACAUUCAGCUUACUUAAUUUCUUUUUAAUGAAAGGGCUACAAGAGGAAUUUACCCUGUAAACAUUGUCAGUUAUAAAAUUGUUAUUAAAGCUUAUGCAUGGUUUCACAAUUCUGAAGUACCCAAUGAGGCAAGUGCGAAUGCUGUUACAAAUUGCUCAGUGAACAAGCCAAGAAUAGUUUGCUAUUCAGAUGAGCAGGAAAAUUAAUGCCAGUGCAAUGAGGGCUGUUGGGGCUCUUGGUAGUCUUAAAUCCUUGGCUGUGUGCAAUACAUGCCUGCUAGGUAAUCCAGGGGGGGAUGUUAGCUGGAUAAGUUUAUUUACCAAAUUUGUACUCACUGACAGUUAACCUGUAAACAUUGAAAUGUGUCAGCAACAGUAGUGUUAACAGACCACUGCAGUAAUAAAGGGAGGAGGGGGGUCAUUUGAGUGACCUUAACCCUUUUCAACCUUCAUACAUAUUCAUUUUAUGGUGAAUUUGCAAUAUGAUGUAGUUUGUUGUUAUUUUGUGUGGUCUGUGCACAUGUCAGUCAAAGGCUGUGCCUCCACCCAGUAAACUGAACCCCCACCGAAUCAGUGUCAGUGGUGCUAGUCAGCAGAAUACACCAUGAGCGUUAGUGGUGGAGCUGUGUGUGCUUCCCUUUGUGUUUUAUGUGUUUUCAAGAAUGAAAACAAUCAUGGAUGUAGAGUAUUAAAUUCAGACUACUAUAUAAAUGUGG